AUGUUUGGAAAUGUCUUCCUUCACCGCGGCAGGGCACCGGCGCGAUUUGCCGAGCUCGAGACCCUCGUCGAGCGCGUCGACGGCGAGAGGGCCGAGGCCGUCGAGGCCAAGACGGCACAGGAGGAGGCCGUCGAGGCGCUCGAGGCGAGGCUCGCGGCCGCCGUCGACGAGAUGGAGGCGCUGUCCGACCGCGUCGAGGCCGUCACGGCAGCCAAGGCCCGCGAGGUCGCCGCCCUGAACCGGCAGGCCGGCAAGGCGCUCGCCGUGCGGGACGCGCGCGUCGCCGAGCUGCGCGAUGAGGUGGACCGGGUCAACGGCGCGCUGCGGGGUGCUUACGAGACGAUCAAGGAUCUCCGCGUCGACAAGGCCGGCGUCGAGAGAGACCUCGCGCGCGAGAAGGAGAGGGCCGAGGGCGUCAUGGACGCCAUGCGCGCCGAGCUCGAGAGGGUCGUCAGCGCGAGCCGCGAGAUGCUGUCGCAGCAGCCGGCGGCGGGCGCCGAUGGGGAGGAGCAAGGCGUGCUGUCGUCGCCCCUGAAGGGCGGCGUCGACGGCCGCCGCGGGCGUCUGCUGUCUGGCGACCUCGCGAGGCGGGCCUCGGGGCGGAAGAGGAGACGCCAUGACAGCGGCAUGGGGCUGCUGGAGGAGGAUGAGGUGGACAUUUGA
This is a messenger RNA of Verticillium alfalfae VaMs.102, 663 nucleotides long. RefSeq lists its product as hypothetical. Lineage: Eukaryota; Fungi; Ascomycota; Sordariomycetes; Glomerellales; Plectosphaerellaceae. The coding region runs from base 1 to 663 and encodes 220 amino acids. The record is from RefSeq and is a predicted model, not a curated record. The transcript has 2 exons.